Fopius arisanus is the source of this 904-nucleotide messenger RNA. It is a transcript of the gene CLS, whose product is annotated as cardiolipin synthase. Gene Ontology annotation, molecular function: cardiolipin synthase (CMP-forming) activity. The transcript is spliced from 4 exons. Gene Ontology annotation, biological process: cardiolipin biosynthetic process. The record is from RefSeq and is a predicted model, not a curated record. Gene Ontology annotation, cellular component: membrane; mitochondrion. The coding region runs from base 21 to 887 and encodes 288 amino acids. Lineage: Eukaryota; Metazoa; Arthropoda; Insecta; Hymenoptera; Braconidae.
AAGAUUAAAAUCUAACAACAAUGAAUUGCCGAAUAAGCCGAUAUAAAUUAUUGUUUCAAUUGACAACUAGAAAAUUUUUCAUGGAAAAAGUAAACAUGGAGAGACAUUUGAGGCACCUGAACAGUCGAUUUUAUUGCAAUAUAGACAAUAAAAGCCGCUAUCCACCAGGAAAAUCAAUACAAGAAGAAAGAACAAAAGGUCUGCGUGCCAAAAUAAUUGAUGAAUUUAACCAAACAAAACAUAAAGUUGAGGAAAUUAUUGAGAGGGAAAAUAUAUGGACAGUUCCGAAUUUUCUCUGCAUUGGCAGGAUAAUAUCGACACCUUGCUUGAGUUAUUUGAUAGUUUCUCACGAUUAUCAGGUAGCCCUGUGGAUUUUGGGUUUUGCUGGCCUAACAGAUUUCAUUGAUGGAUGGAUUGCGAGAACAUGGACGUCUCAGGCUUCUAAAUUAGGGAGUUUUUUGGAUCCAAUGGCCGAUAAAUUAUUGGUUGGAUCACUGUUCCUAUCCCUGGCUUGGGUCGGGCUUAUUCCCAUGCCCCUGACUGUACUUGUACUCGUAAGGGAUGCUAGUUUAAUUGCUGCAGCAUCCUACAUUAGAUAUCGUUCUUUACCCGCGCCUAAAACUUUGACGAGAUAUUUUGAUCCCACCCACGCAACAGUUCAACUGGCGCCUACGUUUACUAGCAAAUUGAAUACAGCAGUUCAACUAUCUUUAGUUGCGAGCACUUUGGCAGCUCCAGUUUUCCACUUCGUUGAUCAUCCACUUCUUCAAGGGCUCUGUUAUUUAACUGCUAUAACCACAGUAGCCGGUGGUGUUAGUUAUUUAAUGUCGAAAAAUACAUACAAAUAUCUUUCGAAAAAAAAACACUCGAAAGAUCCACCAUCGUGACGAUACACUGAGAAAUU